Eimeria necatrix is the source of this 921-nucleotide messenger RNA. RefSeq lists its product as hypothetical. Gene Ontology annotation, biological process: regulation of cilium movement. Bases 1 to 921 code for a protein of 306 amino acids. NCBI's taxonomy places the organism in Eukaryota, Apicomplexa, Conoidasida, Eucoccidiorida, Eimeriidae. The transcript has 6 exons. The record is from RefSeq and is a predicted model, not a curated record.
AUGGUGUUACUGCACGUGAAGACAGCAGACGACUCAAACCAGUUUUUGUUCGAAGUAGAAACAAAGGAAAAAGUUAAAGACAUAAUUCAUGCGUUGACUUCUUUGCACCUCAAGAGAAUACAAACACUAAAACUUGCAGACGCAGCAGAGGCUCUCGCCACCUAUGGGCCCCUUAGGCCCGAAGAGACGCGAGGGCUCACUGAGGAAGUAGCCCGCCUAUCAAACUUAAAUGUGUACCCCGACGGCCCCCCUACAAAUCCAGACCCGCAUUUUUACCGUACAGGACAUCCACCGCCGGAGGAAACAAAAAACGUAAUUCUCAGAGCGGUUGAAGAAACUAAGGAGGCACUUUCCCACAAGCAGGUGCUGUUGAAGACCUGUCUGAGCUUGCAAACAGUUGAAGAAAAAUUGAACACGCUAAAGGGCGCUGUGCAAAUCGCCUAUCCCGCAUUCCACGGCUUGCCUCCCUAUGAACCCACCAGACUGAUUAUUGAGGGAAAAGAAAUAAAUGAUUCGCAGGACAUCUCCCAUGUAUCAAACACAGCUGCUACUGAUGGUGAAGGAACUGCUGCUGCUGUUGGGGUUAUGAGCAUAACUGUGGAGAACGCGUGCCUGUGGUGGACGGGGAAGCAGCUCCAGCAGGAAGAGCUUCUGAGUAAAUAUCUAGGGACAAAUGAGAAGACAAAGACUGUCGUCAGGCUGCAACCAAAAAGUGCAGGCAAGCGCCCCCCUGUGCGUGAGCCUCGUAUGGACGCGGAGACGCACAAAGCAGUGUUGGCUUACUGCCAUAAAAAGAGACAAGAAGAAAAGGUAUUGGACGAAGACGACGAUGACUCGUAUUUAUUUUCUCCUUGGGCGAACCCGAAGGCGCUGAAGGAAUCCCUGUUGGGCAUGAGUGGCCAAGUCAAGUGGCGGGCAUGA